Molecule: messenger RNA, 572 nt
Organism: Hyaloscypha bicolor E
Lineage: Eukaryota; Fungi; Ascomycota; Leotiomycetes; Helotiales; Hyaloscyphaceae
Exons: 2
Coding region: 47-208 (53 amino acids)
Source: RefSeq, a predicted model, not a curated record
GCCGCGCCCAAUGUUGGCUGAUGCGCCGUAGCGGAGCAGGAGGCGGAUGGGACGAGGCAGUACACUCCCGCGGACAGGCCUGAGGAAAGAAAUGCCAUAUUUUGCCCGAGUGACAAAACACGCAAGUCCUGGAAGUACAAAUGCUGUAAUUAUGGGUCGCAAGACUUGGGAGAGAGCAUACCUCCAUAUUCCCGCCAUUGAAGGAUAGGACGAACGUCGCCAUUUCACGGGCCUCCGGAAUGGCUGCCGAGGGCGGCAGCAUUGUGGUUAGCUCCGUCGAAGGAGCCAUAGAAGCGGUAGCAAAAACCGGGAUCCCCAAGGCUCUCAUUAUUGGUGGUACACCAUUAUAAAAGGCUAUACUGGAGAGGGAAGCGGCCAAAAGGAUACUUCUAACGAGGGUCCUGAGUGACUUUUAAUGCUUCCUUCCUGGUAAAAGUAGUCGAGACUAGGAAGAGCGAAGCUAGGAGAGAAAACUCAAGGCGGAGCUUCAUACUUGGGUAGGAGAGCAGGUCCCAGAGGGAAUACAGGAGGAGGGUGCGACCAGGUAUGUUUUUGAGGUGUUCCAGAAGACC